Acanthosepion pharaonis is the source of this 480-nucleotide messenger RNA. The record is from the annotation of a GenBank genome assembly. NCBI's taxonomy places the organism in Eukaryota, Metazoa, Mollusca, Cephalopoda, Sepiida, Sepiidae.
AUGAUAGCUCUCCCCCCCCCCAGAUUUUUCCUCACUACUACUAGAUACACUCAUUCUCUCCUCCCUUGCCUGUUCUUCACUUUAAUAUCUCUGGUGUUCUGCCAUUCACAGGAAAUAGAUGGUGAAGAAAGGGAACAGCGGCAGCUGAUGAUAGCAAACUGUCACAACAAUUUGAUCUCCUCAGAUACUGAUGAUGGUUGGAGUGAUGGAGAUGCAGGGAAAAUUAGACAAGGUCAGGAUUUGUCUGGAUUUUGCAAAUCCCACUCAGCUUCCAAAGAUCAACAAAAAAGACCAUUACACAAACGAUUCUCCUGCCCCAGAGACAUAAACACCAUUGCAAGGUGUUUAAAGUCAUCAAAUAUUGGACAUAUUCCCGAUUGCACUCAGUGGAUUGAUCUACGGUUAUCAACUGGGGAGAAUGAGACAACUGACACACAAAUUCAGUCACAGUUACAACACAUGCAACCGAAACAUAUCUGA